Messenger RNA from Paramecium octaurelia, 507 nucleotides. The record is from the annotation of a GenBank genome assembly. Lineage: Eukaryota; Ciliophora; Oligohymenophorea; Peniculida; Parameciidae.
AUGACAAAAGACCUCUCACAAUAAAAGGUAACACUCAUUAAAAUUAUAAAGGCCUUGCUAAUUUUUUCAUUAUUUGUUGAUGUGAAUUGCAGAGCUUGGGUACUUUUUGAGACAAUUGUUCAGUAAGUCAAAGUGCCAACAAUAGAAAAAAAGAAGAAUUCUAAGUUUUUAUAAACUAAGUCUAAGUUGAUUUCAAAUGGAUAUAUAAGCAUAUUAUUCAAAAAUUUCAAUAUCUAGUUACCUAUAGGAGGAAUAAAACAAUUACCAAAAAAGCAAAAAAAGGGAUUUGUUUAAUAAGACUUAAUAUUAAUUAUUGAUAAAAACCUUCUUGAAUUAAAUGAACUUAAAGACUGGACAUAUUAUUAAAAUAGUUUAUUAUUUCAAAUCAUGGAAAUGGAGAUCAAAUGGAUAAAUGGUAACUAUUAUAUUUAAGAUAUAAAAAUGGUACUUAAUCUCAAUUAAUGCAUGAUGAUCUAUGUAGUGAAUCAAUGUAUCUUUCAAAUUUGA